Molecule: messenger RNA, 2145 nt
Organism: Oryctolagus cuniculus (rabbit)
Lineage: Eukaryota; Metazoa; Chordata; Mammalia; Lagomorpha; Leporidae
Source: RefSeq, a predicted model, not a curated record
CCUGGAGGCUUCCCCCGCCCCACGCGCUUCCUGGGUGGGGCCGGGGCGGCUUCAAAACCCCCCGCCGCCCUGGCCGGUCCCCGCCGACGCCGCCCUUCGCGCCCCGGUCCGUCCCCCUCCCUCCUCCCGCCGCGGAUCCGCCAGACAGCGAGGCCCCCGACCGGGGGCAGGGGGGACGCCCCCUCCGGGGCACCCCCCCGGCUCGGAGCUGCCCGCGGGCAGAGCCUGGGCCCCGAGCGCAGCUGAGCGGAGGAAGGAGCCGCCGAGGAGCAGCCCGAGGCCACAGUCUGAGAAGAGCCGCCCCCGCCGCCGCCGCCGCCGCCGCCGCCACUGCGGGGAGGAGGGGGAGGAGGAGCGGGAGGAGGGACGAGCUGGUUGGGAGAAGAGGAAAAAAGUUUUGAGACUUUUCCGCUGCGGCUGGGAGCCGGAGGCUCGGGGACCGCUUGGCGCGGCGCUGGCCCAGGGGGAGGCAGGACUUGGGGACCCCAGGCCGCCCCUUUCCUCACCGCCUCGGACGCUUGCUCCCUCGCUGCCUCCUACACAGCGACCCCCGUUCCGGACCAGCCCUCCGAGCCUCGGACCCUUUCUCCCGCGAAGGCUUUGCCCCAGCCUCAGGCUCACCUUCUGCCCGUCUCCUGAACCCCGAGCAUCCUAGGACCUUCCCUCCUCUGGGGACGGGUCUCAGCCCUGCUCCAGCUCCCCUACUCAAGACCACCCACCUUCUGGUAGUAGAACUCGCCUGUCUCCGUUUCUUUCGUGGGAUACCGAGACACCCUGGCCACAGCCUCCCCUCCACCCCUGCUUCUGUCUUCCUGAGGGCCUCAACUUUUGCCUGAGACCCUCCUCCCUUACCCCGGGAGACCCUCAGCCCCUUCAGGGGCGGGGCCUCCCCAUCCCACCCCAGCCCUGUUCGCGCUCUCGGCAGUGCCGGGGUGCGCCGCCUCCCCCAUGCCGCCCUCCGGGCUACGGCUGCUUCUGCCGCUGCUGCUGCUGCCGCUGCUGUGGCUCCUAGUGUUGACGCCCGGCCGGCCGGCCGCGGGACUGUCCACCUGCAAGACCAUCGACAUGGAGCUGGUGAAGCGGAAGCGCAUCGAGGCCAUCCGCGGCCAGAUCCUGUCCAAACUGCGGCUCGCCAGUCCCCCGAGCCAGGGGGAGGUGCCGCCCGGUCCGCUUCCCGAGGCCGUGCUCGCCCUGUACAACAGCACCCGCGACCGGGUGGCCGGGGAGAGCGCCGAGCCGGAGCCGGAGCCCGAGGCCGACUACUACGCCAAGGAGGUCACCCGCGUGCUAAUGGUGGACAGCAACAACAAAAUCUACAAAAAAUACAAAGAAAGCCGGCAUAGCGUCUAUAUGCUGUUUAACACGUCAGAGCUCCGGGAAGCAGUGCCCGAGCCCGUGUUGCUGUCCAGGGCAGAGCUGCGCCUGCAGAGGCUCAAGUUACAGCAGGAGCAGCACGUGGAGCUGUACCAGAAAUACAGCAACGAUUCCUGGCGCUACCUCAGCAACCGGCUGCUGGCCCCAAGCAACACAGCAGAGUGGUUGUCCUUCGAUGUCACUGGAGUUGUGCGACAGUGGCUGAGCCACGGAGAGGAAAUAGUGGGUUUCCGCCUCAGCACCCACUGCUCCUGUGACAACAAAAAUAAUGUCCUCCAAGUGGACAUCAACGGGAUCACUACCAGCCGCCAAGGUGAGCAAAUCACCAUUGAGAACACACAACUGCCCUUCUUGUUACUCACCGUCACUUUUCCGGAGGAGGCCCAGCAGCUCCACAGCGCCCAGCACAGCUGAGCCCUGGACACCAACUACUGCUUCAGGUAGGCAUUGUGGCCUAACAGGUAAACCAGCUGCCUGCACCGCCAGCAUCCCAUAUGGGCUCCAGUCUGAUGCCUGGCUGCUCUACUUUGAUCCCACUUCCUACUAAUUAACCUGGGAAAGCAACGAAGAUACCCCAAGUGCUUCGGCACCCACGUGGGAGGUCCGUAUGAAGCUCUGGCUCCUGGCUUUGGCCUGCCCCAGCCCUGGACAUUUGGGGAGUGCACAAGCAGAUGGAAGCUUGCUCGCUUGCUCUCUCUCCCUAUCUCUGUAACUCUGCCUUUCAAAAAAGUAAAAUAAGUAUUUUAAAUAAAUGAAUAAUAAGCUAAUAAA